AUGGAGGCGAUUCUCGACUUUUCCCAGGAGCUAGACCUCGAGCUCUUCGACCGAGUGGUGGCGGCGCUCUACUCGCUGGGGGGCUCCCGCCAAGACCAGCAGACGGCGCAGCGCGUCCUCGCCGAGUUCCAGGCCAACCCGGAGCUGUGGAAACGCGCUGACACCAUCUUGCUGCUGCUGACCCAGUCCCAGGGCAAGUACAUCGCGUUGCUGUGCUUGAACGACUUGAUCCAGUACCGCUGGAAAACGAUCCUGCCCGAAGAGCGGGUGGGUAUCAGAAACUUCAUCGUCAAUAUGAUCAUCUCGCUCUGCGACAACGACCAGGCGUUCGAGCACGAGCGGGCAUUGAUUAAUAAAAUUGACUUGACGCUUGUUUCAGUGUUGAAACAGGAAUGGCCCCACAACUGGCCCCAGUUUAUUCCCGAGAUCGUGUUGCUGCUGCGGUCAUCGUUCAACGUGUGUGAGAACAAUAUGAUCAUCCUCAAGUUGUUAUCGGAAGAAGUGUUUGACUACUCGAGCGACCAGUUGACCCUGGCCAAAGCCACCCAGUUGAAACAGCUGAUGAGAGCCGAGUUUGAAGAGAUCUUCAAGUUAUGUUACGAAGUAUUGGACAAGACGCUGAAGCCGCUGUUGGUGAUUGCCACCCUCAACUGCUUGAGCCGCUACAUCCCCUGGAUCCCCAACGACUACAUUUUCAAGACCGACUUGCUCACCUACCUCACGGAUAAGUUCUUGGCUCCCCCCGACACUCGUGCCGAGGCGCUUAAGUGCUUGACGGAAGUGGCCGCCCUCGACGGGCCCGCCGACGCCACCGAACAAUUGUUUGCCCGGGCCAUCACCCAGUUGCAACAGAUCAUCCCCCCUGAAACCAACUUGCGCAGCCUGUACAAGCUGGCGCUGGCCAACGACCAGCUGUUCCUCCAGGACUUGGCGCUCUUCCUCUGCACCUUCCUCUCUAACCACUUGGUGAAGCUUGAAAAGGACACCCUGCAGGAGCUUGUGUUGACGGCGUUGUCGUACCUUUUGGAGCUCUCACGGAUUGACGAAAGAGAAUUGUUCAAAACGUGUUUGGAGUUCUGGAACGAUUUCGUCAAACAGUUGUUUGAAGAAGUGAAGAACUUGCCCCGCCAGAACUUGACUCCCAUGAUGCAAUUGCAAUACCCGGGGCUGGCGAUGCUGGUGGGUGCCCCUGAUCCCGCGGUGCUCGAACGGUUCCCAUUGCGCCAGCACAAGUACAAGCAGAUCUUGCUGAAGCUCCGGUGGGUGGUGAUUGAGCUGAUGGUGCGUCCCGAGGAAGUGUUGGUGGUGGAAAACGACGAAGGGGAAAUUGUCCGUGAGUUUGUUAAGGAAACCGAUACUAUCCAGUUGUACGAGACCCAGCGCCAGGUGCUCGUGUACCUCACCCACUUGAACGUCGUCGACACCGAGGAGAUCAUGAACACCAAGCUUGCCCGUCAGAUCGACGAGCUGGAAUGGCUGUGGAACAACAUUAAUACCUUGUGCUGGGCGAUCGGGCUGAUCUCGGGGACGAUGAACGAGGACAUGGAAAAGCGGUUCCUCGUCACCGUGAUUAGAGACCUCUUGCAGCUCACUGACCAGAAGCGCGGCAAGAACAACAAGGCGGUGGUGGCGCUGAACAUCAUGUACAUUGUCGGCCAGUACCCCCGGUUCCUUAAGGCUCACUGGAAGUUCCUCAAGACGGUGGUGAACAAGUUAUUUGAAUUCAUGCACGAAACCCACGAAGGGGUCCAGGACAUGGCCUGCGACACCUACUUGACCAUCGCCCAGAAGUGCAAGCGCCACUUCGUCGUCACCCAGCAGAACGAAGUGGAGCCGUUUAUCGUCGAUAUCACUCGCCACAUCCCCCGGAUCACCGAAGAUCUUCAACCGCAACAGGUGCACACGUUCUACGAGGCGUGCGGGGUGAUCAUCCUGGCGGAACUGAACAAGACCCAGCGCGACCAGUUGCUUGCCGGGCUCAUGGAGAUCCCCAAUAUGGCGUGGAACGAGAUCACGGCGACGGCAAUGCGGGAACCGCUGCUUUUGGACGACACCGACAGCGUCAAGGUGAUUGCCAACAUCUUAAAGACUAAUGUCGCCGUGUGCAAAGCUUUGGGCCCCGGCUUCUACCCGCAGUUGGGUAAGCUCUACAUCGACAUGUUGCUGUUGUACCGAGCCGUGUCGGGGAUGAUUUCCCAGGCCGUUGCCGCUGACCCCGUGGUGGCUCCUAAGACCCCCAAGGUGAGACUGUUGCGUACCAUCAAGAAGGAGAUCCUUAAAUUGGUGGAGCUGUUCAUCUCGCAAGCCGAUAACUUACAGGAAGUCGUCGACAAUAUCGUCCCCGGGGUGCUUGAGGCGGUGCUUGUUGACUACCAGCUGAACGUGCCCGACGCCCGUGACGCCGAAGUGUUGGCGUGUCUGACGACGAUCGUCGACAAGUGCGGCCACAUGAUCGCUGGCCUGGUGGUGGGGAUCUUGCAGCACGUGUUUGAGUGCACGUUGGACAUGAUCAACAAGAACUUUGUCGACUACCCCGAGCACAGACGCGAGUUCUACCGCCUUUUGCGCGAGAUCAACUUGAAGCUGUUCUCGUCGUUGCUCCAGUUGGAUGAGCUGGCGUUCUCGUUGGUGAUCCAGGCGACGCUCUGGGCGUUCAAGCACAACAACCGUGACGUCGAGGAGAACGGGUUGGCGUUGGCGCUUCGUCUCUUGAACAACGUCGAAGAGUUGGGCGACACUCCGUUCACCCAACAAUUCUACGCCAACUACUACUUCACCAUCUUGUCCGAGGUGUUGUUCGUCGUCACCCAGCCUGACCACAAGCUGGGCUUCCGCUACCAGCUGCAGUUGUUGGCGCAGAUGGUCCACUUGGUUGAAGACAACGUCAUCAAGCAGCCGUUGGCCGAGGACAAGAGCGUGCUGAACCUGCAGUACACCCAGCAGUUCUUGGCGAACACGUUGCUGGAGGCGUUCUCCAACUUGAACCGCGAGCAGAUCGUCCAGUUCAUCACGGCGUUGACGCAAACUUACUCGAACUUGAACAAGUUCAAGCUGGUGCUUAAGGACUUUUUGAUCCAGAUUAAAACGGUGGGCGGCGACGUCGAGGCCUACGUGUUUGCCGAGGAGUUGGAAGAAGCGCGCAAGCUCCAAUUGAGAGAACAGCGGGCGCUCGACUCCCAGGUGGGUGGAUUGAUCCGCCCCAAGGACCUUGACGACGACGAGUAA
This is a messenger RNA of Diutina rugosa, 3225 nucleotides long. It is a transcript of the gene CRM1, whose product is annotated as exportin. The coding region runs from base 1 to 3225 and encodes 1074 amino acids. The record is from RefSeq and is a predicted model, not a curated record. NCBI's taxonomy places the organism in Eukaryota, Fungi, Ascomycota, Pichiomycetes, Serinales, Debaryomycetaceae. Gene Ontology annotation, biological process: ribosomal small subunit export from nucleus; ribosomal large subunit export from nucleus; protein export from nucleus. Gene Ontology annotation, cellular component: nucleus; cytoplasm. The transcript has a single exon. Gene Ontology annotation, molecular function: small GTPase binding; nuclear export signal receptor activity.